This is a messenger RNA of Scheffersomyces coipomensis, 2145 nucleotides long. It is a transcript of the gene MFG1, whose product is annotated as Mfg1p. The coding region runs from base 1 to 2145 and encodes 714 amino acids. Lineage: Eukaryota; Fungi; Ascomycota; Pichiomycetes; Serinales; Debaryomycetaceae. The transcript has a single exon. The record is from RefSeq and is a predicted model, not a curated record.
AUGGUUGCCUUAAUGCAAAAUCCCGCUUUUAACAAUAGAAUGCUUCAACAACAACAGCAGCAGCAACAACAACAGCAACAACAGCAAAAUGCUCAAGGUGCUAAUGCAGCUGCUGGUGGACACCAGUCACCGGUGCCCCAACAACAACAGAUACCGGCUCAACAGAUGUUUAACCAAAAUGGUCCAAUGCCAUUCCAACAACAACAACAGCAGCAGCAACAGCAGCAACAGCAGCAACAACAGCAACAGCAGCAACAACAACAACAACAACAACAACAACAACAACAACAACAACAACAACAACAACAUAGACUAAGUAUCAAUUCCAAUGCAGCAGCAGCAGCAGCAGCUGGUCAUAUGAAUGUCAUGCCUCAACAAUUGAAUCAACAUCAAAUGCUUGGCCAUCCUCAACAACAACCACCACCACCACCACCACAACAGGUUAAUGCCAAUCAAUUAGUAGGGGGAGGUAUACAAAGAAAUCAACAAUUACUCUCCACAGGAGCCCAACCUGCCAAGAACAAUCAAUUCAAUGCAAAUGGACCUCCAGCUUCAAACACCAUCCCUCAAACCUCAACUUCGGCUGGAAAUUCUCAAGGUCAUACUCCUCAAAUGGGUAAUAGAACUCAACCAGGACAAUUCAAUCCCCAAGUUCAAGCACAACAAGCACAAGCCCAGGCUCAAGCGCAAGCUCAAGCUCAAGCUCAAGCUCAAGCCCAACAACAAGCCGCCAAAGUAAAUGGUGGUACUUUACCAAAUACUGUAACCCCUGUAAUGCCUCAACAACAACAACCAACUCCUCAAAGUCAACCAAGACCAACUAAUGCAUAUCAAUCUCCAUCAGCUAUAAACUCAGCUCCAGCAUCACAAGCCAAUCGUCAACGUAAACCAGUGGCUCCAACUGUUAAUGCUCCAACAUCUGCCCCAACUAUUUCCACAUCAUCUCCUUCCCAAAAACAACCAAAUGCAGUAGGUACUGCAAACCCCGCUGUACCUAAUCCAACUACUAAUCCUACUAAUGUGACUACUAAUCCACAAGCUCAAGCUCAAGAACAAUUACAAAAUGAAAUUAAUGCUCGAAUAAUGAAACGAAAUAUGGGAAAUGCUGCUGUCAUAAGAGUAUUGGAUUUAAUUGAACAAAUUUCUAAUGAAUCAACCGCAUAUUUAUCUAAUAUAGAUUAUUGGAAUAGAGUCAUACAAGCAUAUUUCUUAGUGAAUUCAGUAUUAAGAGUUAAUAUAAUACCAGGUCCAACUCCAAAAUUUGAUAAUAAUAGUAAAGCAGGUGAUAAUAAUAAUACGAAUUUACCUAAACAAUUUGAAUUAACUACUACUAUUGCCCCUAGAUUCUUUGUGGCUAAUGUUCUUGUGGGUAAUAUUGCAAAAUUUAUGAUUACAUUACCAGGAUUAAAAUUUCAAAUUAUAAAUAAUGGAUCGGUAUUUAUAUUUGCCAAAUUAUCAAUGCAAUAUUAUUAUAAUGAUGGAUCUAAUUCAUCAGUUAAUGGUCAUAUAAAGAUAUUAUUAAAUCGAGAAUUAAGAAUAGAUUGGAUAGAUGUUAGUUUCUUAAAUUAUCAAAGUUCAGUGAAUUUCAUUGCUUUAGAAAGAAGAUGGAAACAUUAUGUCGAUCAACAACAACAACUGCAACAGCAACAAAAUAGUAAAUCAAAAGCUAAGGAAAAUGUUAAUCCAAGUGAAUUUUUCAAUCAAAUAUUUGAUAAUUCAGAAGCAGUUAAAAAUACUCCAAAUUCAGGUAUUCAUGAUGAUGCAAUGAGAGUUUUACAAGUGGGUGAUAUUAUGUCAAAUCUUCGAUCAUUAAUGGGAUUUGCUAUAUUUAAUAAUGUUAAUUCUCCCUUAAAGGCUUUGGAAUUAUUUAUGAAUUCAAAUAAUCAAUUAAUGGCUCAACAACAAUCACAGUUAGCUGCUAAGGCACAAGCUCAAAUGGCGUUAUUAAAUCAACAAGCUCAACAAGCUCAAGCUGCACAACAAGCCCAAGCCCAAGCUGCUGCAGGUACUCAAGCGCAGGGUUCAUCACCAUCUCCGCAUACGGCUAAUGCAGAUGAUCCUAAGGGAUUAAAGAAAAGAAAACUAAGUGUUAGUGCGGGAAGCCCAUUGGCUAUUGAUUCAACUGGUAGCAAACGAAGAAAGUAA